Paramuricea clavata is the source of this 2885-nucleotide messenger RNA. NCBI's taxonomy places the organism in Eukaryota, Metazoa, Cnidaria, Anthozoa, Malacalcyonacea, Plexauridae. The record is from the annotation of a GenBank genome assembly.
AUGCCACCUAAGAAGGCUAAAGCUACAGAGGCAACAAAGCAGCAUGUUGUAGUCAAUGAAGAUGUCAACGCUACGGAAGUAUUGGAAUCUAAAGUGGAAACACCAAAGGCCUGUAUUGAUAAGGAUAGUGGUGAAAAGGUUAAAGGACCAUUAUUAAAUACAGAGACGGUGAUCGUAGGUACCAAUGAAGCCGACGUAGUAGAAAUUCGAGAAGAAUCAGAUAGCAGCGAGCCAAGACAAAGGAACUAUGAUGAUGAAUUAACACAUGAUAAAGAACUAAGGUUUGAAAUGGCGGUUAAUGCAAAACAUGAAAGAUCUAUAUGUAUGGAAGAAUUUCGAAGGGAACUUAGCAUGUUACAGCAUCUAACAAAGGAUUUCGAAACAAAACCAGAAGAGGUAAAUGCAAGAAGGGACAGGUAUGAACAAACAUUUCAUAAAUUUGUUAUUAGUCACGAGAAUUAUAUGCAGCAUGAAGAUGACAUAGAGAAGAAAGACUUAAUGACUGACAAUUAUAAUGAUCAACGCGAUGUCAAACUACAACUAGAUUACAUGGUAGAUCUGUGGCAAACCAAUCGAGAAAGAUAUCUAAAGCCCCCAUCAGAAUCUGGAUAUAGUUUGGCAUCUCGUAAAAGCAGAAGUAGUCGAACAUCUAGUAGAAGCAGUGUGAAAGAAAGAAGGAAGGUUAUGGAAGAGGCAAAGUUGAAAAUGCAGACCUUAAAGGAGAAACAGGAGCUAGAGCGCCAACUUGAAGUAGCUGAGCAAAGUAAGACGGAGCUUUCCAGGAAGAUUAAAUUACUGAAUGCUGAAGCAGAGCUAAAGCAGGCAAAGAUUGAUUUUGUUAUUGAUCAGAUUCCAGAUGACGAAGGUGUCGAUGGUAUGAAUGAAUACCUACGAGACUUUCAAGGUCCAACUUGCCCUGAAAAAUCUGAAAUUACCUACCCCAGUCAACCUAAAUUUGUCCCUGAGCACCCACCAACCCCUCAUUCUCCAGCAGCACAGGUACAACCACCUGCACCAUUGCUCCAUAACCAUCCUAGCCCUGAACCCAGACCGGAUGUACCCAACCUAGCGACAACUGAGUCGGACAGAUUCGAUAUUCCCAAAGUAGGACUAGAUGUCACGAGGAAUGAAUUUUAUCCAAAUGCUAAUCACGAAGCCACAAAUACCUUGCAAGAAGAACCAGCGCCGCCACCCCAACCGCAGCUAGAUGUAUGGAACUCCAUAGCACAGGCCAUAAAGGAAGGCCCUUCUUUACCCAAAAUAGAGCUCAUGAGAUUCGGUGGUGACCCCCUGGAAUAUGUAGAGUUUGUGACAAACUUUAAAGAUAACAUAGAAUCCCAAGUUUCUGAUGACUCCCAGCGGUUCACUCGCCUGUUAGCGCAGUGUGUCGGCAAAGCGAAGGAUGCAAUCCGAAGUUGCGUCAACCUUGAUGUCGGCCAGAGAUAUAAGGAAGCAAAGAGUUGUCUUCUUGAGAACUUUGGCCAGCCUCACAUUAUAGUAGAAGCUCAUAUGAAAAAGCUCAGAGAACUUCAAAUUAGAAAAACUGAUGCGAAUGCCUUGAUGGAGUUUGUGCGUCACCUAGAAGAUUCUGAGAGAGCAUUAAAGAGCAUGGGAUCCAGCUACUCCAAUCGGUUAGACAAUGAAGAUGUAAUAGUUAUGUUGAUGAGGAAACUCCCCGAAGAUGGCUUAAAGAGGAAGUGGGUGGACAGAGCUGGAGACCUUAUCAAGAGCAAAGACUAUGUACAAUUCGAUGACUUUGUAAAUUUCUUGAAGAAAGUGGCAGGGCGUAUAAACAACAGGUAUGGGAGAGAGCUUAAGCAAGCCAGUGAAGACAAGAAAUUUCAGAACAGGUCAAGAUUCGAGCAGCAAAGGAGAGUUAACGCAAACGCAAUUCAGGGUGGUUUGAAUAAGGAAGAUACACCUGUAAGAACUGGUCGUAAGUGCCCCCAGUGCUCUGGACCACACGGUGUCUGGAGGUGCCAAGUAUUCAAGUCAUGCACCUUAAAGGAUCGUCUGAGAACUGUGAAACAACACAAACUUUGCAGAAUAUGUCUCGGCGAAGGCCAUUUUGCGAGGUCAUGCAAAAGUGGAUUCACCUGCCGUGUAGCCGGAUGCGGAAAACAUCACCAUUAUCUAAUCCAUGAUGAUCAAGACGCUAAAGGGGAACACUCCACCAAUCAAGAUAACGAGAUGCAAAGUCACGACGGUUUAAAGAAGGAUGCUGGCACCCAAAGUAUUACAGCCGAUGAUAGACAGAAUCAGGUAAAUCUACAUAUGUCUACACCAACGACAGCCGGAACGUCAAAAGAGCGAGUCAACAUUAGCGCAGUCAAAGCAAGUCGACCACGGGUUUGUUUUAAGGUAGUACCGGUCAAGGUGAGCAACCCUACCAGUGACAAGGAACUUGUUACGUACGCAUUUUUAGACAGUGGAUCCGAUACGACUCUUUGUCUGGAAAGUUUAGUUGAAGAUCUAUCAGUGAUUGAUGCGAAACCGGCUAAAUACACUAUGACGACAGUGAACUCGCAACAACAGAAGGCAGGCUAUGAGGUACGGUUGGACAUCGAAUCGGUAUCGAGCAGUGAAAAGUUCCAGCUUGAAGGUGUACUAACCACAGACAGCUUACCAGUGACUCCGAGACACGUAGCGACCAACAAAGAAGUUCAAGAGUGGCCUCAUCUGCAGGACAUUGUCUUACCCGAAACUGGAGAUGAACAGGUUACCAUUUUGAUAGGAAGUGAUCGACCUGAUAUAAUUGAUAAUUUUCUCGACCGAAGAGAUGGAACAAAAGGGCAACCAUGUGCAGUUAAGACACCUCUAGGAUGGACAGUGUAUGGUCCAAUGGGAGAACCUCGAUGCGAGCAAGUGUCCAUUAAUUCCGUUAG